Molecule: messenger RNA, 3547 nt
Organism: Nannospalax galili (Upper Galilee mountains blind mole rat)
Lineage: Eukaryota; Metazoa; Chordata; Mammalia; Rodentia; Spalacidae
Product: 2'-5'-oligoadenylate synthase 2-like
Biological process (GO): negative regulation of viral genome replication; defense response to virus; regulation of ribonuclease activity
Cellular component (GO): membrane; cytosol; nucleoplasm
Molecular function (GO): 2'-5'-oligoadenylate synthetase activity; double-stranded RNA binding
Source: RefSeq, a predicted model, not a curated record
AUGGGUUCUCUCUGGUCUGCUGUGUCAGAGGAGGAAAAUCUAGACGCGUUUAUCCAGAGAGAGCUCAAGCCCUACGAGGAAUGCCUGAAGCAGAUAGACCAGGAUGUGAACCUCAUCUGUGACAUUCUGGGGAGCAAUGAGCACUUCUCUGUGCAGAGCAUGGCCAAGGGUGGGUCCUACGGCCGGGAAACAGUCCUGAGAGGUUACUCCGAUGGCACCCUUGUCUUCUUCAUUGAUGGCUGGGAAAAAUUCCAAGAUCAAAAGGAAAACCAACAUAAAGUCCUCAGUGUAUUUGAGCAACAGUUGAAAAACCAUCCGAAAUUCAAGGGAAAGGUCAUGAACCUUGGGAGCUACCUUGAAGUCCAAGUGUCCACACGAUGGCAGGACAUGUCCCUGAAGCUGUUUCCUGCUUUCAAUCCUCUGGGCUCUCUCACCUUGGGAUUAAAUGAGACUCCCAGCCACUGGGUCUACUGGAAUCUCAAAAGCGCCAUGGAUCAAGUGAAAGCUGUGCCCGGUGAGUUCUCCAUCUGCUUCACAGAGCUGCAGCAGAAAUUCUUCAACAAGUAUCCGAGAAAACUGAAGGACUUGAUCCUGUUUAUCAAGCACCUGUACAGAAAGAACCUGAAUCAUUUAAUACCUUCCUCUGCUCUGCCUUGGUAAGGGCUGGAGUUGCUCAUUGUGUAUGCCUGGGAGCAGGGCUGCCAAGCUGAAGACUUUGACAUGGCGGUAGGCCUCAAGACCAUGCUGGGAUUCAUCAGGAAGCAGGCCAAGCUGUGUGUCUACUGGACAGUCAAUUAUAACUUCAAGAAUGAGACCAUCCGCAACACCCUUCUGUGCCAGCUCAGCUCAGAAAGACCAAUCAUCUUGGAUCCAACUGACCCAACUAAUAAUUUGGGCCAAGACAAACACUUCCGGCAGCUACUGGCAAAGGAGGUUCUGUUCCCGAAGUCCUCUCUGUCACCUGCGCCAUGCUGGAAUGUUAUGCCCGCCCCACUCUUCAGCACCCCAAACCACCUUCUGGACAAGUUCAUCAAAGACUUCCUCCAGCCCAGUAAGAAGUUCCUAGAUCAGAUCUCCAAAGCUGUUAAAAUCAUCCACAACUUCCUUGAAGAAAACCAUUUCCAACAAUCAUCCACCAAGGUCCUGAAGGUUGUCAAGGGGGGAUCGACUGCCAAAGGCACUGCCCUGAAGGAUGGCUCGGAUGUCGACAUCAUCGUGUUCCUCAGCUCACUGAACAGCUAUGAAUCCCAGAAAACCAAGCGCAGCCAAAUCAUUGAGGAGAUCCAGAAACAGCUAGAAGCCUGCCAGCAGACCAGGGAUUUUGAGGUGAAGUUUGAGAUUUCAAAGUGGAAGGCCCCCAGGGUUCUGAGCUUCACCUUGAAAUCCAAGAGUCUCAAUGAAAGCAUCGACUUUGAUGUACUGCCCGCCCAUGACGCACUAGGUCAACUGAGUUCAAAGUUCACAGUCACACCCAAAACCUACAUGGACCUCAUUGAGUUGUAUAACUCCCAGGACAUCCUCGGAGGAGAAUUUUCUACCUGUUUCACGGAGCUGCAGUGGAACUUCAUUAAAACCCGGACCACCAAACUGAAGGAUCUGAUUCGCCUGGUGAAGCACUGGCACAAACAGUGUGAAAGAAAAAUAAAGCCAAAGGCAUCUUUGCCCCCGAAGUAUGCCUUGGAGCUGCUCACAGUGUAUGCCUGGGAGCAGGGCAGUGGCGUGUCUGAUUUCGACAUAGCUGAAGGCUUCCGGGCCAUCCUGGAUCUGGUCACAAAGUACCAGCAGCUCUGCAUCUUCUGGACCAUCAACUACAAUUUCAAAGAUGAGCCAGUGAGGACAUUCCUAUUGACCCAGAUCCAGAAAACCAGGCCUGUGAUUCUGGACCCAGCAGACCCCACUGGUGAUGUGGGAGGAGGUGACCGCUGGUGUUGGCAUCUUCUAGCAAAGGAAGCUAAGGAGUGGCUGUCGUCUCCCUGCUUCGAAGUGGACUGCAGAGGCAGCAGAGGCAUCGCACAGCCAUGGAAAGUGCCAAUAAGCAUGUCUGAAAAAACUGGGUGGCCCUAUAACAGGCUUGAAUCAAAGAACUCCAUUGUAGAAACUAGGAAUAGCUGCAUGCCCAAGAACCAAAAACCGAUCUCACUGGAGUUGAAUCUGCCAUGUCCUCUUCCCUAUCCCCCGUCACAGGAAAUGCAAACACCAGGAAGUUGUGGAGCUGGGAUCUGUCCCACUGUCAGUGGGGUAUUCUCAGGAGCCAUUCAAUCCUGGGAUGGCAGUGACAGAAACGUCUAAUGUUAUAUGAUGAUUGCUUAAAGACUCAGUCCAUGUUGUAAUAGGGAACCCGGGUCCAUCCCUCCUGUGCUGGGUUCCACCUCUGCUCCCACACUCCUGGACUCUGCUUGAAGUCAAGACUGCAGAUCCUUCCUGGUGUCUCACCUCGUGGACCUCCUCUGUGCAAGUGACCCACCUUGAAAGACUGUUCUGUGCCUCAUCCAAUGUUCUGGGCCCCAUUUUUCUGCCCAUCCCGUCUUCUCUCGUUUUCUUCAGGUCUUCAGAAGGACUCUCCCUCCCUGCAGCUCCAAGGUCAAGCCCCUCACAUGUCUUUCAUUCCCGUCACUCCCAGCUAGCUCUCACAUUCUUCUACUUCACCCUCGCCUGUCUCUUUCCCUCCGUCCACAAGCUGCCCCUGCCCCUGUGGAUGCAGUGGUGGCCCACCCAGCAGCCAGCCAACCCUCUCCCUCCACUCACAUUCCUUUAUCAGCUAUACCUUCUCAGCUGCCUGAGCCCCUGACCCCAGAGUAUCUUCUUGCCUUCCUAGGCUUUAGCGUCACAGAUGCUUAAAGCUGUUCCCUGUGUGCAGUGCCAGCUGUGGUACAGGAAAGGACGUAACCGGCCUCGUGCAAUUUCCUGAUCAAAGCAUCUUCUGCAUUUAUAAUGAGACUCUUUCAACCAUUUCUGAACUGAAGCUACUGAGGUAACCCACUGAUGGUGGGCCCUUAAGGGAGGAACUAGCCAAACCAGAAAUCCCAAGCAUGGGAUUAGAGGGUCAGGACGUGAGUCCUGCCCUCUUCUGUAGGGAGGAAAGGGGGCCAGAGGCAGAGAUAACACCAUGGCCAAUGAUUGAGUCAGACAUCCCUAUGUGAUAAGAUGCCAAUAAUAACUGGAUAAUGAGGUUCAGUCUUCCCCACUAGUGCACAGCCCACUGUAUCUUGAAGUCAGAAUCUGAUCAUCAUGGGGGCUCCAGCCCCUCCCCUCCUUCACACUGCCUAUCCCCUCUGCUUGCUCAUCUAUAUUCUUUAUAAUAAAUGGUGCUGCGAGUACAGUCCCCUCCUGAUCUCUGUCAGUUGCCCUAGGGGUCAUGGGAACGCCCCAAAUCUGCCCCAACUUCAACAGGGGUGUGGAUAUCCUGGAGACUCCCACUUGUGGCUAGUGUCUGAAGUAGCAGAGUUUCUGGGAGUCUUGUUCUUAAACUGUAGCAUCUGUCAACUCCAGGGAGUGUAAGAACUUGAAGUAAGCAGGGGGACAGUCACAGGCAUCCAAGAGGGUGAAU